UCGUGGCUGCAGAUGCCAACGAGGCCCGAAACGCCCCCCACCUUCAGCUUAUGAAUCUUUCUCUCUGAGCCUACCUAUAUAGUACAACUGAGUCUGAUCUAUCUUCGCAAAGACCUUUAUCCGACGGUUUAUAUUAUCUUGUUAGCUAAAUUGACGUAUCGCCACUAUCGAGGUGAUCCUUUCGUCAGUCCUAUAUUCAGUACCAAGGUUCAAUAUACAUUUCAACUCAUGCCGAAGCGGUCCUUAGACAUAUCAUCCGCCAUGCCGGGCAACGAACGAGUCCCGCCUGUCAAGGUCCAAAAGACCGAACGAUCCCACGAAGAAAACCAAGAGAGGGCCUACAUUGCCGCGUCAAGACGAGCCGACCGAAGCCUGGAGGCUAGAGUACAGUCCGCCCGCCAGGCAUCUGAAAUUCACCGACGGCGGACAGGCCGAGGUCUCAAAGUGAGUGAGGAGAUCGUAUUGAAGGAAGAAAUGUACGAGGAAGAAGAGGACGACAUUCCCCGCCAUUACAAAUACCUUACUGCCCAUUUACAAACGAACUCGCCGGAUAUGAACCAUCGUGUGAAUGCGUAUAUCACCACACAAGCAGCGAUGGCCACCAUGGCCAGAUAUAACGAAGUGAAUCGACUUUUUAGCGAAUCGUUUCCAACUGCUAUGGCAUACCAACAGAAUUUGAGCAAUUCCAUGUAUAUGGCGCCGCUCAUGAACAACGACGGUAACUUUGCCCACCGGCUAUCCACAUCAGGCUCCAGCCAAGGAUCUCCAGCGACCAGAACUCAGUCAGUCUCUUCCCAAUCGCAGUUCGACAGGAGGGAUUCUAUUACGACUGGGAGCCCGAUACCUACUUCAGCUACAACGAUAUCGUCCCCGCCAGCAUUGACGCCUGCAUCGUCAACAGAUGCGGACAUGUCCGACUCGAAGAGCACACCGUAUCAGACUCCGUCUGCUUUCCCAGCUCUUCAUCUGGACCCACAGCUGGCACAGCAGUCUACAUCCUCUUCCAUAUUCACAUCUGAACUUCCAAAUGAAGUGAAGAUGAUGGCUAACAUCGACAUGAGCGAUCCAAUGGCGAUGCACUUUAUCGAUGGCAACCCUUCAACCUACCAAAUGUUUGGACCUUAUCCAAGCGAAAUCACGACACAAGAGGACAGCGUUAAGACCGGUACAGUGGACCAGGGAACCGAAACAUUCUCGCCAUAUAGCGAUCCUCUUCAAGACGACUGCUUCCCCACCUCAAUAGAUAGCACCUUGGGAUUAUCAGAUAUUCCCAUUGAUAGCCAUAGCCGUCUAGGUACACCAGCCGGCGGGACAGGGGGUGACGCUUGGGAGAGUUUCGUCGACUUCGGAUCGGAGCAAUAAUGAAAUAAUCUCUUCUUAUGACAUUGCUGCAGUAUUAACAUCUAACGAUGCGGCUUGUAUAUGUCUCAACUACCUAACCUACACAUUUUUCACAUAUAAA
Daldinia vernicosa is the source of this 1462-nucleotide messenger RNA. RefSeq lists its product as uncharacterized. Lineage: Eukaryota; Fungi; Ascomycota; Sordariomycetes; Xylariales; Hypoxylaceae. The transcript is spliced from 2 exons. The coding region runs from base 229 to 1362 and encodes 377 amino acids. The record is from RefSeq and is a predicted model, not a curated record.